Phodopus roborovskii (desert hamster) is the source of this 3399-nucleotide messenger RNA. It is a transcript of the gene Slc26a8, whose product is annotated as solute carrier family 26 member 8. The transcript is spliced from 19 exons. The record is from RefSeq and is a predicted model, not a curated record. Gene Ontology annotation, molecular function: sulfate transmembrane transporter activity; bicarbonate transmembrane transporter activity; chloride transmembrane transporter activity. Gene Ontology annotation, cellular component: membrane. The coding region runs from base 13 to 3018 and encodes 1001 amino acids. Lineage: Eukaryota; Metazoa; Chordata; Mammalia; Rodentia; Cricetidae. Gene Ontology annotation, biological process: transmembrane transport.
CAUCCAGGAAGGAUGCAAACAGAGAGGAGUAUCCAGAGUUUGGGCAGCAGAUACAGGCAAAUCCCCUUUGCAUACGAUGUCAAGCGAAACGUGUACAAUGAGGAGAAUUUCCAGCAGGAGCACAGGAGGAAGGCCACCUCUUCCGGAAAUGUGGACAUCAACAUCACCACCUUCAAACACCAUGUCCAGUGCCGCUGCUCAUGGCACAAGUUUCUACGAUGCAUGCUUACGAUCUUUCCCUUCCUAGAGUGGAUGUGUCUGUAUCGAUUCAAGGACUGGCUUCUUGGAGACUUACUUGCUGGUUUAAGUGUUGGUCUUGUUCAAGUUCCCCAAGGCCUGACACUUAGUUUGCUGACAAGGCAACUGAUUCCUCCCCUCAACGUCACUUAUGCUGCUUUCUGCUCUUCAGUCAUUUAUGUAAUAUUUGGAUCAUGUCAUCAAAUGUCCAUCGGCCCCUUCUUCCUUGUGAGCGCUCUGAUGAUCAAUGUUCUGAAGGAGAGGCCGUUCAACAAUGGCCACCUGAUCAUGGGAACGUUUGUCAAGGACGACUUUUCUCAGCCGACCUUCUAUGUGAACUAUAAUGGGUCCUUAAGCAUAGUGGCAACCACGACAUUCCUGACUGGAAUUAUUCAGCUGUCAAUGGGUAUGUUGGGGAUGGGCUUUGUGGCCACAUACCUUCCGGAGGCUGCAGUCAGUGCUUACCUAGCUGCUGUGGCACUACAUAUCAUAUUGGCCCAGAUGACAUGCAUCUUUGGGAUUAUGGUCAGUUUCCACGCUGGUCCCAUCUCCUUCUUCUAUAACAUAAUCAACUACUGCAUAGCUCUCCCCAAAGCCAACUCCACCAGCAUCCUGCUGUUCCUCACUGCUGUGGUGGCUCUAAGAAUCAACAAGUGCAUCCGCAUUUCCUUCAACCGGUACCCCAUUGAGUUCCCCAUGGAGCUGUUUCUGAUUCUUGGCUUCUCCGUACUUACAAACAAGAUAAGCAUGGCUACAGAAAACAGCAAGAUGUUGAUUAACAUGAUUCCUUAUAGCUUCGUGUUCCCCGAGACUCCAGAGUUCGGCACCCUUACCAGAAUUAUUUUACAAGCCAUGUCUUUAUCUUUAGUGAGCUCCUUUCUGCUCAUAUCUCUGGGCAAGAAGAUUGCCAGCUUGCAUAACUACAGAAUCAAUUCCAACCAGGAUUUGAUAGCCAUUGGCCUUUGCAACGUGGUCAGCUCCUUCUUCAGAUCUUCUGUGUUUACGGGUGCCAUGGCCAGGACUAUUAUCCAAGACAAAUCUGGAGGAAGACAGCAGUUUGCAUCUCUGGUAGGCGCAGGUGUGAUGGUGCUCCUGAUGGUGAAGAUGGGAAGCUUCUUCCACAGCAUGCCCAAUGCCGUGCUGGCAGGGAUCAUCUUGAGCAAUGUGAUACCCUACCUGGAAACCAUUUACAACUUACCUAGUCUGUGGAGGCAGGAUCAGUAUGACUGUGUUGUUUGGAUGGUGACAUUCUCCUCCGCGAUUUUUCUGGGACUAGACGUUGGACUACUCAUUUCACUAGUCUUUGCUUUCUUCGUCAUCACUGUCCGUUCGCACAGAUCGAAGAUCCUUGUCCUGGGUCAAAUCCCCAACACCAACAUUUACAGAAACAUCAACGACUACCGGGAGGUGGUGCUCAUCCCUGGAGUGAAAAUCUUGCAGUGCUGCAACUCCAUCACGUUUGUCAAUGUGUACAACCUAAAGCACAAGUUGUUAAAAGAGGUCAAUAUGGUGAGAAUGCCUCUUAAAGAAGAGGAAAUGUUCACCCUGUUUAAUGAGAGUUACACCACCAUAUCGGAAAACAAGAUUUGCAGGUGUUUCUGCGACUGUGAAGAGCUGGAGCCAGAGACCAGGAUUGUCUACACAGAGCGAUAUGAAAACAAGCAGGAGCACGACCAAUCAUCCAUUAACCUGAUCCGAUGCUCCUACCUGAGCAAUGGGGACAUGAGUGAAAGCAUGUCCGAGGAUCAGGUCCCCUACACGGUGUCUUCCACAUCGCAGAAAAAUCUAGGGCAGAGCUACGAGGACACAGAGAAAACCUGGCUGUCCAACAACCCCUCAAGAAACAGUUCACUCCCUCCGCCUGAAGCCUCAGAAAGCUUAGCACAGAGUAGAUCCAGAUCUGUCAUCAUGCCUUACUCAGACACGAGUGUCCAGCCCAGCAUCCACACCAUCAUUCUGGACUUUUCCAUGGUGCACUAUGUGGAUAGUCAGGCUUCGGUUGUAUUAAGGCAGAUGUGUAAUGCUUUCUACAAUGCCAACAUCUUGGUGCUCAUCUCAGGCUGUCACACCUCUGUGGUCAAGUCAUUUGAGAAGAAUGAUUUCUUUGAUGAAGGUAUCACGAAGGCCCAGCUCUUCCUCAGCCUCCACGAUGCAGUGCUGUUUGCCUUAUCAAGAAAGAUGCCCGAGCCCUCGGAGUUAAGCAUGGAUGCAACUGAGACAGUGAUACAGGAAACCUACUCAGAGUCAGACAAGAAUGGCAACCUGAGCAAUUUGAGACAUAAAACUGGUAGCAACAUCAUAGACAACCCCCAACGUGCAAGUCCUAACUACAUCAAGAUCCACAAGCCCAUUAAGGAUGACUUGGAGUUUGACCUGGACCUGGAUCCCAUGCUGAAUUCUGAAAAGAACAGUGGGCUGGGUCUCAACCUGGACCUGGACCUGAACCUGGACUUGGACCGGGAGUCAGAGAUGGACCCUGAAUCUGAGCUGGAGUCUGAGAUCCAAGCCAAAUCCGAUCUGGAGCUAGACACAGAGCUUGAGACAGAUGUCCAGACAGAGCCAGAGACAGAGGAAGAGCCGGAGCUGGCGUCAGAGAGGGAGAGGAGGCCCCAACCUAGGACCAGGACAAGGUCUCACAGCCCCUGGCGGAACUACUUCACCGCCUAUCGCUUUGGGGCUUCAAGCUCCCAGUCUCGGAUUCCACCUCAGACGCGUUCCUCGGAGAGGAAACAGCCACAUGCUCAUCCAAACUCACCCCAGUACAAUGAGGACACUUGGUAGGUGAACUGGAAAUAGAUAGCAGGCAGAUUAUCUUGGCAAAUCCUCCCUGCCCAAAAGGCAUCACUCAGGCGUGUGAUCUAGAUUGGGUACAAGCCAUUCAUCCUGGCUCUGUGGCCCUCUGCCUGCUGACUUCCUUCUUACUGGGUGCUGGGAUUACAUGCCCAUCUUAACUCCCAGGCUGCAUGACUCAAGGUGGACAGUGGUCUCUGAGGCCUGUCUCCAGGUGUCCCAGAUUUCACCUUCAGCAGAUGCCUAGUGACAGCUUCCUGCGCAUGCUCUCUGUCUCUGGGAACUGUGCCAGAAUGUCUCUAACCUCCUCACCUCUCUGCUCCCUUUUCUCCAAAGAAAUGAGGCUCGAAUAAAAUAUGUGACUCUACUUAA